CAAAUUGAAAAUUCCUCAUUAGCGCAGCUAAAGUAGGUGGUACCAUAGAAUGGAAGUGAUGGAGCGCACUUGUACAAAUGGAAUCAAGCUCUCCCGCUUAACUUCGAACACUUCAAAACUUCUCCUACAUUUUGAUAUUGCUGUGCCUCAGAAUUUUUCUCUCCAAUUCUCCUCCUCCUCCUAACCUCAAAAUGAAGUCCCCACUUUCCCUCAUUCUCAGCCGCCACCCCUCCAAAUCAAAACCCCUUCCACCCUUCCUGACUCUCCUCGAUUUUGAUUGCCGAGUCCUCAUCUACAAAACCCUCCUAGCUUCUGAAUAUCAUUUCUACUUCAAUAACCCCACCCCUGGACUCCUUGAUGGACUACUACGGUCGUGUAAAUUCCUCCGAGAUGAGAUCAAGCAAUGGUACCGUCUCAACCGUAAGCAGAACUGGCUGACGACAAUCCCCUCCCUCGGCCUCGGGAUAUUCGCACCCGACGCAACGAUUUUCCAUCUAGAUUUCGACUACCGAACCCGAGGAAAUUUAAAUUUAUUGCAGAGACACCGGAGAAGGGCAAUAAAGAAAGCACACAUUCACGAAUUCAGACCGGCUGUGGAAGUUGAACUGUACAAAAUCGAGCAUUUGGUCAUACACAGGGACACGCUUCCCAAGUACCCUAAACUCUCCGUGGAAAAGUCAGAGGCGAAUAAGGUGUUAAGCGCCAUGAAGAAUCUUAAGAGCGUCGAGUUUGCAAUUCGCGUUCAGGAGUCAAGGCGGAGCUUGCACAGCAUGAGUUCCUUCCGGUGA
Messenger RNA from Hyaloscypha bicolor E, 788 nucleotides. RefSeq lists its product as uncharacterized. Bases 192 to 788 code for a protein of 198 amino acids. The transcript is spliced from 2 exons. The record is from RefSeq and is a predicted model, not a curated record. Lineage: Eukaryota; Fungi; Ascomycota; Leotiomycetes; Helotiales; Hyaloscyphaceae.